AUGCUGGGGGCUGAGUUCUCCACUGCUCCCCACUGUGGGCGUCACACUGCUGGGAAAGAAACAGGGGAACAGCUGGAGCGAGGCAGGAACCUUGGCAGCAGAGCAUGGUGUCAGAACCCGAUUUGGCGAAGCAGAGUUCCGUCGGUAGUUACAUCAGGAGUGCCAGGUCCUUUUGAGCUGCCAAAAGAGAAAGACUGCCUAACUGAGUCAGCCUUAGAAAGGUACCUGGCCAUCUCUUUUGCAUCCUGCAAGUACCCCCAACAGAUCCCACCUUCACUGUCACCUUUAAUACAUUUGGUCUCUGGGCUAUGGUAUCUUCUGCCCUUUGGGAAAGCUUGGACAGGGAAAAAUAAUGAAAUAAAUUUAUUAAGAAGGGAGGGGCUAGAGACCUCAUUGUAUGUUAGGGUUGGGAAUAUUAAGAUCAUUUGCAAAAUAACCAGCCCCAGCCAUCUCCUGGGAGGCCAAGCGGUGCGUCUCCGCCCGCUGAAGUUCGCGCCUAGAAAUAUCCGCUCACGUCCCCAGGAGCGCAAGAGAGGCUCUCAGCACAGCGGGAGACUGUUCCUAUUGGGAGCCCGGAUUACACCAGCUCCUUGGCGCGCGUUUCUUCUGAGCUGGGGAAGGCGAGGUCGGACCCCGGAGCUGGCGCCCACGGCGAGGCACCCUUGCGCGGUCAGGAGGAGACCGGAGGUGGGACCCGGGCGGCGCGCCUCGUCCGCCAGAGGCAACCCACGCCGAGAGCGCACGGCCACCGAACGCCGGCGCCUCCAGCAUGGAGUGGGAGCUCAACUUUCUGCUCUAUCUGGCGCUCUUCUUCUUCCUGCUCUUCUUACUUUUUCUCCUGCUCUUUGUGGUCAUCAAGCAGCUGAAGAACUCUGUGGCCAGCACCGCCGGGGCCCUCCAGCCCGGGCGCCUCUCGCUGCGCCGGGAGCCUUGGGGUUUCUCCCAGGAGCAAGCGGUGUAAUCAGCACUGCGCGGCAACCGGCUGGAGGGCAUGGAGCUGUGCGGGAGCCGAGCUGGGACUCGGCCUCGAUUCUCCCGCCGCACGGCUGCCGGGGUUCUAGGGCCAGGCUUGGCUGCCUCGUUGGCAGAUGCUUUUUCCUCGAUUUACGCCAUCACAAGUCCUGGAGCACCGCAUCGGGCUGGUGCGCGGAGGAUCGCAGCUUCAGUUACAGGCGGCUAACGGGGAACCCUGCACGGAGGGGCUGGAACAACCGGAGAUGGAAGUUUUCUGCGAUGCAGUACCACUGGUGUACAAAGAUUUAAACCACUCUGACUCUUCCAGACAGGAAACUAUAGAGAACGCAAGGUGAGUAGUUUGCUGCCAUCCCACUGUUAAGCCAAUCUCUUUGCUGGUUCUACUGACUCAGUUUCGUACGAACAGAGUGGUUGCCUUUCUAUCUUGUGGCCGGUGCCAUUUUAUAACCUCCCCAGAAUCUAAUUCAUUCAUUAUUAAGUUCCCAUUUAUCCAGGCAAAAAUGAAUAUUUAUUCCUAUUACCCAAUUUCCUCCUGGAACUUGGCCCUAAACUGUGAGAAUGAAGGGUUCUCACAUUUGCUAUCAGAACUUGGUGCUUUUGAUCUCCUGCUUUGCAUUUCUUUGUUGGAGAUCUUGCUUUUGAAACUUGGAUACUUGCAUAUAAGCUGCCUUGUUUUAUUCAUUUAUUCAAUCAUCAUUUUUCAAAACCCAGCAUAGACCCAUCUCCCACAUUAGAACUACUUUUGAACUCACAUUACUUACAUUUUUUGCUACUUGUACACAUUUUUUUAACUGAAGUAUAAUCAGUUAUAAUGUAUCAUUUUUUGUAUACAGAGAACAAUGUCCCAGUCAUGUAUAUACAUACACAUAUAUUCAUUUUUAUAUUCUU
Molecule: messenger RNA, 1863 nt
Organism: Vicugna pacos (alpaca)
Lineage: Eukaryota; Metazoa; Chordata; Mammalia; Artiodactyla; Camelidae
Source: RefSeq, a predicted model, not a curated record